GCGUCACGGUAUCACAAUUUUAGUUGAACUUUUGGGAUGCUAUGGUGAAGUAGUGUCGCGCGCUGUAAUUUUCUUACGUGUUUAAACUCGUAAAACCAGAACUUUUAUUAUAGUGUAAAAACCUUUUUAACAAUAUCAAAACUUAUAAGUGUUCCAUCCCAUUGUUUAUGUGCACCGUAUUAGUAAUAUAAUAAAAAAGAAAUCAUUUUAAACUAAGUUUCUAGUAGUGUUAAAUUAUGCCCAACAACAUGUUGAAACUUUUAGUCCAUAGUGUGCUCAUUUUUUUUGCUAUUAAUACUAUAGAUGCUCUAAAAGAGAAUUGCAACAAGGAAGAGGAUUUGCAGCAGAGAUGUUCAAUGCCUUUGCCAGUUCUCAGUUCACCUGAGAUAUCGUUUGCACUGACUAGAGAAGAAUUAGACAAGAGUUGUGUAGAGCUUCGAGCGGGCAUCAAAUGCAUUGACAACUAUACCGCUGUUUGUAUGGAGAAGAACGAACAGGUUGUGUUCAGACGGAUAUACGCUGGCAUAACUGACGUAGUACAGGAGCUAUGUGCAAGAGGACCGUACCAAGAUGAAUAUUUGAGGCAUGCGGAUUGCGUGAAGAACGUACGCUCGGAAUAUGAAGUGUGCAGCAAGAAGUAUGAGGUUACAUUAACUACGCUAAGCAGUCAUAAGAACGACCAAUACCAUACCGACCAUAACGAAAUGGUGGAUCAUGAACACCAUUUAAGGACUGUCUGUUGUUCAUUCCAAGAGUACCUGAUGUGCUCAGAACAAACGGUGCAGAGGUCGUGCGGUGAUGAAGCCGCCUUGUUCACAAGCGCCUUCCUCAAAAGAAUGGCUUCCAAUAUUAUCAAGAACUUCUGCCUUGAAUACAGCGGUCGUGAAUGUGGGUUGCCAGGUAAAGCGGACAGUAACGCUGCAUCACCAAUUAUCCUUGCAAUAUUAGCACAAAUCGCGUAUAUAUCUGGCAAUUUAGUACCAGCGUAGUUACCUUAGUUUAUUUAAAUGGAAGACAUCUUAAAUUAGAACGUCUGUAGAAACGUGGUCGUGUCCGAAGUUUGCGACUAUUGCAGCGUUUAAUGCAUUGUAAAUAUUUUAUCAGGCUACUGACUAAUUCCUGAGUAAGAUUUAUCCUACGGAAGUCUCUGAAUUAUUUAAACGUUAUAAUCUAGUAUGUUAUGCAUGUUAAACAUCACAUUGGUCUGAAAAUAUUAUUUCAGAGUUCAAAUCAUAGAAGAUAUUCAGUUUUUCUUAUUGAUAUAGGCAUAAUAUGAGGAGAGAAAUCUUUUAAUGUUAAAUAACGCCCCUUCCACUCAAUCUUACAACCUUUUUGGUUUAGAAUUUAAAAGAGAUGAGGAAUGGGAUAUUCGAGCCAAUCAUAGGAAAUACAGAGAUAGGAAAUCUUCAUUCCUAUAAGAUUUUAUUCUUUAGUAAUCGGUCUAUUAAAAAUAGCAGCUAUUAUUAAAAUAUAAUUAUUUGCCUGUGUAUAAAUAGAUUCACGUUAUGUUGCGGAGAUGUUAUUUUACUGUAAAAAAGACGUAGACGGUAUUGUCAGAGGAAUGAAUGUUCCAUGAAAUAUUUUUUUUUUUAUAAUAAGUUGGCAAACGAGCGAGCGGCCACCUGAAAUCACUGAUAGCGAAGUGAC
Messenger RNA from Papilio xuthus (Asian swallowtail), 1647 nucleotides. RefSeq lists its product as uncharacterized. The transcript is spliced from 5 exons. NCBI's taxonomy places the organism in Eukaryota, Metazoa, Arthropoda, Insecta, Lepidoptera, Papilionidae. Bases 237 to 989 code for a protein of 250 amino acids. The record is from RefSeq and is a predicted model, not a curated record.